Hippopotamus amphibius kiboko is the source of this 4285-nucleotide messenger RNA. It is a transcript of the gene CLIP4, whose product is annotated as CAP-Gly domain containing linker protein family member 4. NCBI's taxonomy places the organism in Eukaryota, Metazoa, Chordata, Mammalia, Artiodactyla, Hippopotamidae. The coding region runs from base 252 to 2366 and encodes 704 amino acids. The transcript has 16 exons. Gene Ontology annotation, cellular component: cytoplasm; nucleus; microtubule plus-end. Gene Ontology annotation, biological process: cytoplasmic microtubule organization. The record is from RefSeq and is a predicted model, not a curated record. Gene Ontology annotation, molecular function: microtubule plus-end binding.
CGGGCCGCCUGCACUGCGCGCGCGCCCGCGCUCCGACCCCGCGUGGGGCCCGGCUCCGGCGCGCGCGGCGCGGAGGCGGCAGGCGGGAGGGGCCGGACGAGGUCGGGAAGCGGCGCGGAGGGAGGCCCGGCGGCCGGCUACCGGAGACAGGCGCCGGGCGGAGAAGCGCGCCCCUUGGCCUUCUCUCUGCGCCCCGCGUUCCCCCUCGGCCGCCCGGAGAGGACCGGAGGAGGCAGGUGGCUUUCUAGAAGAUGACCAUAGAGGACCUUCCAGAUUUUCCAUUAGAAGGAAAUUCUUUGAUUGGAAGAUACCCAUUUUUAUUUCAAAGCUCUGAUACGCCAGUUAUCUUUUCCAUUUCUGCAGCACCAAUGCCUUCAGACUGUGAGUUUUCUUUCUUUGAUCCUAAUGAUACAUCAUGCCAGGAAAUUCUCUUUGAUCCCAAAACUUCUGUAUCAGAAUUAUUUGCCAUUUUAAGACAGUGGGUUCCUCAGGUCCAGCAAAACAUUGACGUUAUUGGAAAUGAGAUUCUUAAGAGAGGUUGCAAUGUGAAUGACAGAGAUGGAUUGACAGAUAUGACUCUUUUACAUUAUACUUGCAAAUCUGGAGCUCAUGGUAUUGGUGAUGUUGAUACAGCUGUAAAAUUUGCAACUCAACUUAUCGACCUGGGAGCAGAUGUUAGUUUGCGGAGUCGCUGGACAAAUAUGAAUGCUUUGCAUUAUGCUGCUUAUUUUGAUGUCCCUGAACUUAUAAGAGUGAUUUUGAAGACAUCUAAACCAAAAGAUGUGGAUGCCACUUGCAGUGACUUUAAUUUUGGAACAGCUCUGCAUAUUGCCGCGUAUAACUUGUGUGCAGGUACUGUGAAAUGCUUAUUGGAGCAUGGAGCAAAUCCUGCAUUUAGGAAUGACAAAGGACAGAUCCCUGCUGACGUUGUCCCAGACCCAGUGGAAAUGCCCUUAGAAAUGGCCGAUGCCGCGGCAACUGCUAAAGAAGUCAAGCAGAUGCUGCUGGAUGCGGUGCCUCUGUCAUGUGAUCUCUCAAAGCCCUUGCUUCCAAAUUAUGAUCGUGCUACUAGCAAGGCGAUGCUGACGUCACUUGGCCUGAAGUUGGGGGAUCGUGUUGUUAUUGCAGGACAGAAGGUUGGAACAUUAAGAUUUUGUGGAACAACUGAAUUUGCAAGUGGUCAGUGGGCUGGCAUUGAGUUGGAUGAACCAGAAGGAAAAAACAAUGGAAGUGUUGGGAAGGUCCAGUACUUUAAAUGUACCCCCAAAUAUGGUAUUUUUGCACCUCUUUCAAAGAUAAGUAAAGCAAAAGAUCGAAGGAAGAAUAUAGCACACACUCCUUCUACAAAAGCUGUACCCCUCAUCAGGUCCCAGAAAGUUGAUGUAGCUCAUGUAACGUCAAAAGUGAAUACUGGAUUAAUGACAUCAAAAAAAGAUAGUGCUUCAGAAUCAACACUUUCAUUGCCUCCUGGUGAAGAAUUGAAAACUGGAGCAGAGAAAGAUGUUACCCUGCUUGGAUCCGUCAGCAGCUCCUCCUCUAUAUCUUCUUUGGAGCACAGGCAGAGCCACUCCAAGAAGCUGAGUGCACGUGGCAAUAACAAGAAGACAGUGAGCAAAAGCCCUUCUGUCUCAUCGAGAGCCAGUGCUGGUUUGAAUUCCUCAGCAACAUCUGUAGCAAAUAAUGCAGGCUGUGAAGGAGAACUCCGCCUUGGGGAUAGGGUGUUGGUGGUAGGCCAGAGAAUUGGUACCAUUAAGUUCUUUGGGACAACAAACUUUGCUCCAGGUUAUUGGUACGGGAUAGAGCUUGAUAAACCCCAUGGCAAGAAUGAUGGUUCAGUUGGAGGUGUGCAGUAUUUUAGUUGUUCCCCAAGAUACGGAAUAUUUGCUCCCCCAUCCAGGGUGCAAAGAGUAACAGAUUCCCUGGAUACUCUUUCAGAAAUUUCUUCAAAUAAACAGAAUCAUUCUUAUCCUGGUUUUAGGAGAAGUUUCAGUACAACUUCUGCUUCUUCCCAAAAAGAGAUUAACAGAAGAAAUGCUUUUGCCAAGUCGAAGCCUGCGCUGCGCCGCAGCUGGAGCGGCAGCACCACGGCCGGCGGCCUGGAGGGGCGCGUGAGGCUGCGCGAGGGCUCCCAGGUGCUCCUCACCAGCUCCAGCGAGGUGGGCACCGUGAGGUACGUGGGCCCCGCUGACUUUGCCUCAGGGAUCUGGCUCGGCCUGGAGCUUCGAAGCGCCAAGGGAAGGAAUGAUGGGUCCGUGGGAGAGAAACGCUACUUCACCUGCAAGCCAAACCAUGGGGUCCUAGUGAGGCCCAGCAGAGUGACCUACCGGGGAAUAAACGGGUCAAAGCUUGUGGACGAGAAUUGUUGAGUUAAAAUUCUACAAUAUUGAAUGAGCUCAUAUAUAUAGAUACACACACACACACGCACACACACACAUACACACACACAUAUAUAAUAUAAAAUAGAGUCCGUGGCAAAUGGUUUACUUUAUUUAGCCAUUAUUUAAAAUUUGAAAAUAUAGCUAUCUUCAUAAAAACCAUUAUAACAGUUCAGAGAGACUCCUUUAAGAAACUAGAAAUAUGACUAUGAUAAUCAUGGGUCUCUUAAAACAAUUUCAAAAUAAGCCCUCCCCCCCGCCUUUUUUUAAAAAAAAAAAAAAGAAAGAAAGCUUUAGACCCAAGAGAAUUCUGAGACUUGGGGAAAAAAAUGUGCCAUUAGGUGACCGACUGAUGUUGCUUACUCUGUCUCAUUUUUGCACAGAAUAGUGGAUUUUGCAUAUGCCAUAAUUGUGAAGGUUUUCACUAGCUUUGGUUAACAUAAGACGUUCACAUGACCUUUUUCUGUCAAGUAUUUUUGGAGUUUUUAUUUCUUUCUGUACUGAUAAGGACAAUAAGAGAAUACUAGCUGUGUGACUAGUAUAUUUUUCGUGUCUUUGGGUCAAGUUACAUGCCCUUCCAGGAAUGCCCAGCCUGAGGGUGCAUGGGCCUUAGGGGCUCUGGAGCCCAGCCUCUCGACCGCUGCCAGGGUCACAAGCUAGCUGGUUACCAGAGCUCUGACCAGAACAUGGGUCUCCUGACCUGUGGUGUGGGCUCUUUCUGCUGUGUAAAGUGUGUCAUCUCAGAUCUUUCUUCUGUGUGGAUGACUGCCUCAUCUGGAGGAACUACAGAAACCCAUGAUUAGCCUUCUGAAUUCAAGUCACAAUUAGAAUUUUUUGCACAUGCUUAUUGGACAUAUCUAUAAAACACACACGUAUGAAGCACUUUUAAAAUGAAACAUGAUGCACUUUCCUUUUUGUGGAGAAUUUGCCAUCAUUCCUCUGGGGAUAUGAAAAACAUUAAAAAAAUUAUAUUUAGGAUAAGAGAACAAAUUAAGAUGGGUUAAGAAGAAUGUAGUAACUAUUCAUUUAAAUGUUUAUGGUUUCUCAGUUUUUUUGCUUUAUUAUUCAUAAAACUGGUGUUGCUUUGCUGUCGUUGCAGUUUUUAUAUUUUCAAGUGUUGCAGAAUUCAGCCUGUUAUAAAGCUGCAGAACUGUAUCAUGUUUUUAUUUUCCUUUUGAGCACAUGUUAACAAACUAAACUUCAUAAUAGAGUGAUGUAGUAAUGCAGAACAUUUGUGUCGUGGGUGUGUAUUGAAGUUUGUCCUAUAUGGAUAAAGAUAUAUCUUUUAUUGUAGAUAUUUAGACUCUAAACUACCACAGAAUAUCGGAACAGUUUGCUUUAUAAGAUUAAAAGCAUCCUUCAAAAUGGAGCUUGCUUUUGUGCUUUAGAAAUAAUACGUUGAACUAUUUUGCAAUAUACUAUUUAAAAUCUAAAUUCUGUUGCUUUGCUGCCUUUUUAAAAAAGUGUGAAAUUUCAAAUAUUGCUAGAGCUAUUUUCCUGAAAUACAUUUGCAAAAUAAGGCUGCUUUAUAAUCAAGGAAUAUUUUUGAUUGAAGAAAGUGACUGUACUGUGAUUCGAAAGUAAAGUUAUUUUAUUAUAUAGUUUAUUUCUUUUAAAAACUCUAUUUAUACUGUACCGUGAAAUCCAUGACUACACUGAACUUGGAUGUCCAUAAUUCUUCCUGUUAAAUAUAAAAUCCUAUCGGUUAGUAACAGUAAUGGCCAACAAUGAAUUUAUUUUGAGGUCAGAGAACCACUUGUUCUCAUAUUUAGAUUAGGAUUAUUAAAUCCAUGUACUGUGUAUGUUUACAUAUGCUGUUCAUAAAAAUGAGUUUUCAUUUGUGUUUUGCUUAUGUCAUUCAAAGUUCACUUCCUGAGCAUUAAUAAAAAGGGAAGCUGUUUUGGUUUGGA